GACAGAUUCUCUUUGUCUUGAAUGCUGAGUGGUUGUUAGUUUCGCUGCUUUGCAGAGCAUUACUACAUUUUCUUCAAAAAAUUUCUCUUAAACAGAUUAAUACUGUUUUAAAGUGCAGUUCAAAGUAUUAUUUGCGGGUUAUAACAAUGCCAAGCAUUAAAGUCUUAGAAAAUAACAAAAGCGGCUCUCCCGAGUCAAUUCAUAACGCGAUUGAAAGUGGAGGAAAUGAAGGAUUCAAUAGCAUUAAAGAAACCCAGCAGACUACUAAUCCCGCUGUCGUCAACAACGGGAAUACCAAGGAUCAACCGGCGAAUCCAUUGCAACAAAUAAUUCUGAUAAUUGAACACAAAAUCCGUAACCUGGAAAAACGAAAGAACAAACUCGAGUCGUAUAAAACCAUCGAAAAAUCCGGAAAGAAACUAACUAGUGAUCAAAAAGUAGCUGUCUCUAAGUAUGACGAAUGUUUGGCCUCGCUGGAGCUAACACGAGAGCUUUGUAAGCAGUUUCAAUCGAUUGCAGCAGUAGCCAAUAGAGAGGCAAAGAAGGAGGCAAAACGAAGCGCAUUCGUGAGAGCUCAGCAAGAAAAUGCAAAAAUACGUGAAGUUUUAGUGAUUCAAGAUGUUCUUAAACGAAUUUGUACGGAAACGGUGCGUAACGACUUUGUCAAUGGUGAAAAUGGAGCAUGCAAGGUUUCAGACGAUGAUUUACUGGUGCUUGAGAAAAUCUACGAAGUCGUCCAGCCGAAGCGUCCUGAAAACACUGCAGAGCCAACGUUUGUCACUACAAUUAAACAAGCAGCGGAUCAUUUGUCGGCUAUUGUUGACGGCAGAAACAAGUCGUUCAAUGAAUCUACUUAUGGAUCCAUUAAAAAUGUCAUCGAUGAGAUUCAAAACUGCGGGUAUUUUGAGAAAGAUUUGAUUGUCGUUGAAGAACAACUUGAGGCUGACAAGGAUGGAAAAACUACCCCAGCAGAUACAAGCGAACCUGUUGGUGAGAUUAAACCAAACGAUAUUUGUGCGAACGUCGAUGCUGAGAAUUUGAAACCAUCAAUUAUUGCCGAUACAGAUAUUACUUCAACAAACAGCAAUGAAGUAAACAGAUCGUAUGGAUUUACAGAGGCACCAGCAGCUGAAGCAGUGCCUACUCCAUCCUUUCCAAUUCAACAAUCUUCGUUAAGGAAUAAUUCGGCGCCAUUUUCUAAUUCCACUGACACUUGUUCUGUACUGGCAGCACUUAUUCCACCUUCCAAUUCUACGAAUAGUGCGAACUGUGGAAAUGUGCAAACAAACGCUAUAAAUAUUCAACAUGCGGCACCAGUAAUUCCCUCUGGACCUGUGGCAGUCUCACCGUUGCAAUCAGUUCCGGGACAUCAACUAAGUGCAACUACGGUGCAAGCAGUUGAGCAUGCCUAUUUCAAACAGCAUUACAUUCAACAGCAAAUGCGACCAAUUCACGAAGUUAUUGGCACUGCCAAUUUUUAUUUUUUGCAAGAGUCUGAAAUCGACAAGCCAGAUAUUGUUGCAACACCGGGUCGUUAUGAGAAUACCUCCGUCAUCUCACACGAUUUGGCAACAUCUAAACCAGUAGUUCCGAAGCAACAACAGCAACCAUCUCAAAUGAAUCUAAAUCAUUUGAAUAGCUCAACAAACAUGCAGCCAAAUAAUCAAUCAACAAUUAAACCAAACCACCCGGCAAAUUCGUCAACUCAACAUCAGCUACCGUCAGAAACGUUGCAGUCAUCUACAUUCAGCAAUCAACCUUUUAUAACCGCCGGUGGCAGUACCUUUAAUCACAUGCAUCCACAAAGUGGCCAGCACACAGGUGUAAAACAGCAAACGACCGUCAAACCACUGAUUGUUUCGAAAACAAAUGAAUUGAACCACAUUCCAGGAUUUACGUCGUGUAACACAACUGUUGUUUCAACGCAAACUGUUCUCCCAAAUGCUCAAAACAUGAACCACGUACAGGCACAGCCGCAGCAUCAGCAGCAACAAAUACUACAAAACCACGCACAAGUUCAAAGACAGCCUGAGCAAAACGUAAAAAUGAACCAAACUGCCGGGAAUGCAAAUCAAACAAGUUCAAUUUUGAGUUCUUCUUUUAACUCCAGUAUUCAACAGUUUCCUUCACUUAUGCAAGGAAUGCACGAUUCAACCAACACUGUAGGAACAAACAUAGUCCAAAAAAUGUCAACACUGGUAGUUGAUACUCCAACAGAAAAGCUCAAAUCAGCAAUGAAAUUAUCAGAAAAUUUAGUUAUCAAUCAGUCAACUAAAACUAUGCAGCAGACAAAGCAACGUGAUGAAUGGAACGGUAGCACCGAUUUUACCGCAACAUUGGCCAAGCCCGAUGAGCAAUGGACGAGCAGUCCUGUGCUUAUAAAUUCCAGCAGCGAAAACUGUACUCUCGAUAAUAGUCAAUUUGUUUUAUCAAGGCAAUCGCAUCACCAAAAGCCCCAUUCAAACUCAAGUAGUUCAGUUGGUACUGGUGUUACGAAUCGGUUAGAGCACAAUGGAACCACAACAACUAACUUUGUAUCAAACAGUAAUAGCAUUCACGAUACUAAAGCGAAUCAUUCGCAGCCACGAUUUACAACAGAGAAUGAAAUGAACAAUACGACGUCAACAUUUUUUAAAAACAACGAAAGAUAUUAUCAGCAAAACAACAGUAGCAGUUUUGGAUCUAAUAAAACAAAUUCUUCGUAUCACCAACGAAGUUCUAUGUUCAAAAGCCGCCCGGAAAGUAAUGGAAAUGGAACGGCACGCAGUAGUGGAUUUGGACCGAUGGGAGCAGGAGUGAAUAAUCAAACUGCGGGUACAAAUAACAAUAAUGAUGGAAUUGUAGACUAUCGUUCAAAUCGUCCGGUGAAUAGUACCCGAAACACAGGACCACCUACCAACGCCCGAUCGCAACGUAACCAUUCCGGAAACGGCAAUUAUGGAGGACCGAGAGGAAGUUCUGGCUCAAAUUCUAGAGGACAGUCCACACUGAACGCGUAAAACACACAACCCACCCACAUAAAUAUUACGAAUGCUAAAAUGAAAUAACCCUUAUCAAUUUCUCAAUGGUAAUACAUACUUGAUAUGCACGUGCAUGGUUGCUGUAUUUGUAUGGUAGGUGAACCGUUUCAGAAAUUCUGGCAUAAUAAAAAUGACAAAUUAUGAAGAUUAAUAAAAUACAUCAUAUACCGUAUUAUACUAAAUAUUGCUUUUCAUCCAGUUAUGCAUACAGUAAUAAUGAAAGCCGUUGAAUAAACACUUUGAGUGUAAAAUGCAAA
Culex quinquefasciatus (southern house mosquito) is the source of this 3277-nucleotide messenger RNA. It is a transcript of the gene Capr, whose product is annotated as caprin homolog. The transcript has 4 exons. The coding region runs from base 147 to 2999 and encodes 950 amino acids. Gene Ontology annotation, cellular component: cytoplasm. The record is from RefSeq and is a predicted model, not a curated record. Gene Ontology annotation, molecular function: RNA binding. NCBI's taxonomy places the organism in Eukaryota, Metazoa, Arthropoda, Insecta, Diptera, Culicidae.